Molecule: messenger RNA, 3511 nt
Organism: Diachasmimorpha longicaudata
Lineage: Eukaryota; Metazoa; Arthropoda; Insecta; Hymenoptera; Braconidae
Product: adenylate kinase isoenzyme 5
Exons: 12
Coding region: 641-2542 (633 amino acids)
Biological process (GO): CDP biosynthetic process; UDP biosynthetic process
Cellular component (GO): nucleus; cytoplasm
Molecular function (GO): ATP binding; UMP kinase activity
Source: RefSeq, a predicted model, not a curated record
ACUUGGUGGAUUACCACCUGAAAGUUCGGGUCAUUCUAGUUUUAACCGUUAUAUAGUGAGCUCGUUGAAGCGCAUUAACUCCUCUGUGUCCCAAUAAACUAUUUCACAAUCAAAAAUCGUCGUCUACAACAACAAUUCUGUUUCAGAGAUAAUCGAGAAGUCAAGGCGCAGAAGUUACAGUAAGUGGUGACAGAUAAACAUCACCCCCGUAUUUCAAGUGCAAAAGUGAAGGAUCUGAUAAUUCCAUAUUAUUGAGAGUGAUGUGACAGUCUGUCCUUCAGUGGGUCAAGCUCAAGUUUACGCAUGUUUGUGGUGGUGUUGCUGACCAUUGUUCUGAAGAUAAUCUUGAAAAAAUUGAAGCGCUACGACGAAAUUGAAAAUAUUCGCCGACGUCGGUCACUGGUGUUCAAUAGUUUCACGACGAGGAUCAAAUUUAUUGGGCAGUGAGGGACUCUCAGACUUGAAAUUUGGGCGAUCGAGAUAAGACAUUUGUGCUAACUGAUGUGAAAUUUAAGUUGUUUUUGGUUCUGUUUUGGUGGAAUUUCACCCGCGCGAUCGGAGGUGGGAGGUGUCGGGUGGGUUAUUAAUCAUGUGAGUAAAUGGCCGUGAUAAUUAACGGCCACUGUCGGAGGAACCUACUAUGGGCAUCUGCCUUGACACUGAUCAUCAUAAUGAAUCGCAGGUGUUCGAGGACGGGGAUGCUCGAAGUAUUGGAAGGUGGCGAGGUGAAGCAGGCUUACUCUCAACACCCCCAGCGGGUGUAUUUCCAAUGCAGAACGUUGGCCCAGUCAAGUUCGAACCUCCCAACGUUCCCGUCAUUUUUGUCCUCGGCGGCCCUGGCAGCGGGAAGGUGACACAUUGUGACAAUCUAAUGCAAGAGGAAAAUGGGAUGACGCACAUUAAUAUGACAGACCUUCUGCAGCAAUAUGCCCUAGGCAACGACAUGCAGGACUUUGGCCUCCUGAGCAGCAAAACAGUUGCCGAAGUCCUCAUGUUGGAGAUGAAAAUGUCACCAGGGGCCACGACAUUUUUGAUCAGCGGGUACCCCAGGAAUAUGAGAGAUGUCGUUGAAUAUUCGGAAAAAAUUCAAAUAAUUAACGGCGUCGUCCUGGUAUCAUGGCGUCAAGAAGUCUUAGAACGCCAGAUUGAUUAUGGAGCUCAACUAGGUCACGUAAUUCUGAGUCUAGCGCGAAUGGAACUCCGAAAUUUUUAUCGCAAUGUGAUGCCUGUAGCUGAGUACUUCGAUCGGAGUGGUAUUCUCCUUGAGGUGAAUGGAGAACGAAAUCCAAGUGAAGUUUAUCUUGAUUUUCGAGAAGCUGUUGUGAGAAUUUUGGGUUUGUCCGAGAAUGAGGCGUUUGACAGAUCGCUACCGCAGUCACUGCAAACCGAAGUGGAGGUGGUGCAACCAGACGUCACGUCUAAUCCUCAAUCAGCCACUCAGAUAACUUCGCCACCACUUCCAAUACGAAUCAAUCCCGCCAAAACUGCGAAUAAGCCAAGAAAGGGUCUGCCGAGCUUCAUUUGGGUGAUAGGUGGACCUGGGAGUAACAAAUCCCAUCUCUGCACGCAAGCUGUCAGGAAUAUGCCCAACUGGGUGCACGUCGACAUCGGAGGUCUAUUAAGGACCAUGGCAGCGUCGAAUCCAGUCAUAAACGAUGCUAUCGUGGUUGGGGAAAUGGUCCCCCAGGAUGUCAUCAUACAGUUGGUAGAGCAGCAAGUAUUAAUCAACCGGGAUAAUGAUGGCAUUGUAAUUGAUGGGUUCCCCAGGGACCUGUCGCAAAUGCAGGAGUUUGAAAGCAAGUUCGGACAAGAGCCACCACUGGUUCUUCUAGACUGCUCGAAGCUUCAAUUGGGCCGGGGAAAGCUGGACGAUAGUGUCCCGGCUUUUCGGAAGAGAUUGGAGACAUUCAGGGAAGUUACGCUGCCGAUGUUGAAGACAUUGGAUAAUGACAAUCGUCUCAGAACUAUCGACGGGGAUACUGAUGUGCCCUCGGUCCAACAAGAAUUCGCCGCAGCAAUUUAUGAGCUGAUGCGUCAGGCCCGACGCAAGGAAGAUGCCAGCCAUUCGGCGAAUAAUGAUGACCCGAAUGCAGAAGCUCCCGGUGAUGUCAAUGGGGGCCUCAGAGACGUACGUUUACCCAAUGGAAUAUCGAAGAAUAUCAUCCCGAAUGGAAUCAAUCCGCUUAAUCAUCAUCCGAUCAACAGGAGAAAGAAAAUCGAUGCAGUCAAACUACCUAACGGAUUUGCCCACCAUGGAUCGAAAAAUGGCGUCGGUGUAAAGGUCCGGGAAGCUGUGACCGAAGGCGCGAGAAUAGCCAAUGGCGUCAUACGAAAUGGUGCCCCCCAAAAUAGUAAUCAUGUACAUAUGAAUGGUGCAGCAAAUGGUGCACACCAUUAUCUACAAAAUGGCGUUGGUUAUUUGUCUAAUGGUAUUCCACCGGGGGUCAACAGAGUUGCACCUGCGCCAAUCACUAAUCCGAAAGACUCCAUUAGGAAAAUGUAUAAUGAGGUCGACGGAUAUCACGAAGAUCUUCACAUAUAGACGAUGCAUCGAGUGCAAGUGAACUCAGUAUUAUAGAAGACAGGGAAGAGAGGGAGCAUAAUAAUAAGGGUGACCAAAUAAUUCGGGGGGAUAUGGAAAAAUUAUUGGACAUUUAGGAUUUCCUCCCCCAGAUUGGGGAAAAUUUUAGUGCAGUGUAUCAUUGGAAAGAGAGGGCACAGGUUUAUUAGAAAAGAACUAAUGAAGAACUGCUCAUAAUGUUUAACUAUAAUAAUCAACAUUUUUAAUUCAAUUAUUAGAGAGGAUAAUCAUUGUGCAAAUAUGAUAGUAUUUUUCCAGGAUUUAGUGACGAAAAAAAUAGUGACGAUGGUGGGGAAAAAUCUCAAGGAAUACUGUAAUACGAAUAUUCAUAAAUAAUCAUAUUUUUCAAUACACGAGUGCAUUUAACUCCGAAAAUGGCGAUACCAGGAGCAAUUCCGCUGGCGGAUUUGACAAGAAUCAAUCGUUCACAUUGAAAAUGACAGAAGUCAUCAAACAAUGUCCGCGAAUUUAAUCGCUGACAAAAAUAACGAGAGUGCCUUUAAUGAUUACGAAUAAGAUUACGAAAUAUUUGAGCGCAUUUCUACAAUUUUUACAAUUAUCCGAUUUCAUUCUACGUGUAUUCGAAAAAUAUGUAUAUUUUUAUUUAAAAGCAUCACGUUCUGAGCAAUCAAUAUAGAGGCUGUUUAGGUUAUUGAAUGGAGAAAUGAUGGAAAAGAAAUUUAAUAUAAUAUAAGUUCAAAGGAGGAUUUUGUAGUCCAUCAUUAGAAUUAACUAGAAUCAAUAAAAUGGUCGUUUCCUUGCGGCCGUCCUCAUUAACCUAAGGCAGGUGGAGCAAAGUGGAACAGUAUCCUUUAUAUCCUAACUCAACAUUAAAUCCCGUAACUGAUCAUUUCUUAUGCAAUCGUUGAACAAUUGACGAGGUAUUUUAAUAUUGUAUGUAAAUGUUUAUAAAUAAACAAGAAACGUUAA